UACAACAAUAAUUGUGUUUCCUGUUUUUAAAAGCGACGAUUUAGUGACGAAGAUGAAUAGCAACAUUUGUAUCGUCGAUCAUUCUUCUGGGAACCGAUGUAUUCAUAUCCAUAAUAACGGCGAAAAUGUCACGCUGGGUGAUUUAUUAAGAUCACCAUCCUCUAAUAUGAACUAUUCAGAAGAAGAUGUAUAUAUAACCAGCAAUGGAAAAAUAGUUCAUUUCCGUGAUUCCCUUCAGGCGGGUGGUGUGUACCAUGUCAUCCUGAAACUGCUGGGGGGGAAAGGAGGGUUUGGAUCCAUGCUGAGAGCCAUUGGAGCCCAAAUUGAGAAAACUACUAACCAUGAAGCCUGUCGGGACUUGAGUGGACGACGUAUGCGAGAUGUUAAUAAUGAGAAACAGUUAAAAGAAUGGAUUGGAAAGAAAGCCCAAAAGGAGAAAGAAGAGGAAGAAAAAAGACAGGAGCGCCUUGCUAAGCGACGAGCGUUGCCUAAUCACAAGUUUGAUGACCCUCAGUAUGACCAACAAAAGAAUCUUGUUGCUGAAAAUUUAGAGGAUGCGCUCCAAAAAGGUUUACAAAAAGCGCAAACCAUGCCUGGACCAUCUCAUAGUCUGGGAGCAGCCCCUGUCUCGUCUAGUUCAUCAGAGUGUCGGAAAAGAACAACAGAUUCACAACCACACAAGCCAGCAAAGGUUAAAAAGACCACAGAAUGGCUUGGUUUUGACAUUGAAGACCUGAGUGACAGUGACGAGAAUGAUGACAUUUCAUGUACAGUGUCAGGGAGGGAACCAGUUAACUCCAACAGCAGUGACAGUACACACUGUACGGACAAUGGUGUUGCAAAAGAUAUGGAAACAGGUGACAUUAAAAACUUGGAUGAGAGUGAACACAGUGGUUCUGAGAAUGUCAAAAACAGUAAUUCAGAGAAUAUAAGCUUGGAUAAGACAGAGACUCUAAAAGAUUCCAGUGGGAACCGACUGUUGACAGCUUUAAGGGAAACCCCUCCUAAACUCACGGAAACGCUCCAGCAACAAUCUGAACAGGAUGAACUGUUGGAUCUUGACCGUAUUUCAUCUGUUGAGGAACUAGAGGCCCUGAGUCUAGACAAGUUAAAGAAGGAACUGAUGGCCAGGGGGAUGAAAUGUGGAGGGACACUUCAGCAGAGAGCUGAGAGACUGUACAGUGUUAGAGGGUUGACCUCUGAUCAAAUUAAGCCAUCUCUGUUGGCUAAAAGAACAUGAGUUCCGGCUUCAGAUGACAAUUUUAAGAAAUAGAAAAUCAAUGACAUAAAGGCUAGCAGAAUGUAUCUUGCAAAUAUACGAUAAAUUCUCAGCGGCCAUGUUAUGCACAUGUGUGUUCUCCAUCCCAAUUGGACCGGGAAUGGUCAGGCAAUGGUAGGAUAUCCAAUAUGUCUGCUUUAAAGGUAGAACUUUGUCCCAUCAAUAUUCUGUAGACAGGUCUUUGUGAAAUAUUUUCCUGGUCACCUUUUUGUUCGUAAAAAGCUAAAAUUACAUUAUACAUGUAGUAGGUUGCAGGCCCUUUGGGAGAGCCAGAACAGCAAAUUUUAAUAUUACACAUAUCCUGACCACUAGCAUAUAGGAAUAAGCUUUUUAGGUCACCUGAGACAAAGUCUCAAGUGACCUAUUCUAAUCCCCUUUUGUCCGUCGUCGUGCGUCGUCCGUCCGUAAACAAUUUACAUUUUUGACUU
Pecten maximus is the source of this 1707-nucleotide messenger RNA. Its product is annotated as replication stress response regulator SDE2-like. The transcript has 7 exons. Lineage: Eukaryota; Metazoa; Mollusca; Bivalvia; Pectinida; Pectinidae. Bases 53 to 1240 code for a protein of 395 amino acids. Gene Ontology annotation, cellular component: nucleus. The record is from RefSeq and is a predicted model, not a curated record.